This is a messenger RNA of Ilex paraguariensis (yerba mate), 3745 nucleotides long. The record is from the annotation of a GenBank genome assembly. NCBI's taxonomy places the organism in Eukaryota, Viridiplantae, Streptophyta, Magnoliopsida, Aquifoliales, Aquifoliaceae.
CGCGUUGAAUUCUUGUAUGUGUGAAACACAACACAGAAGAGAGAGAGAGAGAGAGAGAGAGAGAGAGAGAGAGAGAGAGAGAGAGAGGGGUAGAUAUAGAUCCUAUAGGGAGACCAAGUAAAGCAAAGCAAAGCAAAGCUUAGCUUUUAGUGAUAGAUUAGAAUAAUAGCUUUGGACUUUCCUUUUUAUGGCUUGUAAACUGAAUUCUCUUCAGUUUUGAAUUUGUAACACCAUGUCAAAUUACAAACUCAUUCAUUUUCCAGGAAAAUACAGAUAUUCUCUCUCCACCCUCACUAUUUUCCUUUGAAUUCACGGAAUAAGAGCUGAGAAUUUCUCAAAUUGCCUGAAUUUGUUACUGCGUGUUUCUCUGAAAGUUGAAGAAUUAUUGGAUAUGAGAGCAGGAUUGGGUACGAUCCAGCAAACCCUGACGCCGGAGGCGGCGAGUGUAUUGAACCACUCGAUCGCCGAGGCGGGUCGUCGGAAUCACGGCCAGACGACGCCGCUUCAUGUAGCGGCGACCCUUUUGGCAUCUCCGACGGGGUUUCUACGGCAAGCAUGUAUUCGGUCACACCCCAACUCAUCACACCCUCUUCAGUGCCGAGCUCUUGAGCUCUGCUUUUCUGUAGCCCUUGAGCGUUUGCCAACGGCCCAAAAUAUCUCUCCGGCAAUGGAACCGCCGGUUUCUAACGCCUUAAUGGCGGCUCUAAAGCGUGCACAAGCUCAUCAACGGCGGGGGUGUCCUGAACAGCAGCAACAGCCUCUUUUAGCUGUGAAGGUGGAGCUUGAGCAGCUGAUUAUUUCAAUUCUCGAUGACCCGAGUGUGAGUAGAGUUAUGAGAGAAGCAAGCUUUUCGAGUCCAGCUGUGAAGGCUAUAAUUGAGCAAUCUUUGAAUUCAAGCCUUGGGAAUGUUAAUCAAGCAACAUUAGGAAUUGGGUUUAGGCCAAAUCCAACUCCAAUGCCUAUCCCCAAUCGGAAUUUGUACUUGAAUCCCCGGUUGCAACAGGCCAAUCCGGCGGGCCAACCAGGGAAUCAAAGGAAUGAGGAAGUGAAGAGGGUAAUUGAUAUUUUGUUGAGAACAAAGAAAAGGAAUCCAGUUUUGGUUGGGGAGGCUGAGCCAGAAGCUGUGGUAAAGGAAUUGUUGAGAAGGGUUGAGAAAGGGGAAUUGAAUGAAGGGCCACUUAAGAAUGCUCAGGUGAUAUCAAUUGAGAAAGAGCUUGUACUGGAUAAAACUCGAAUUCUCUCAAAAAUUAAGGAAUUGGAAGGGCUAAUUGAGACUAAAAUUGGGAAUUCUAACGGUGGUGGCAUUAUUAUUGAUUUGGGUGAUUUGAAAUGGCUUGUUGAGCAGCCUGUGACUUUUGGAGUUCCACCUUCUGGUGGGGUGCAGCAACAGGUGGUUUCUGAGGCAGGUCGGGUGGCUGUGGCAGAGAUGGGGAAGAUUUUGGGGAGGUUUGGAGAGGGGAGUAAUGAUCGGAUUUGGUUGAUUGGAACUGCUACUUGUGAGACUUUCUGGAGGUGCCAAGUUUAUCAUCAAACAAUAGAGAGUGAUUGGGAUCUGCAGGAAGUGCCAAUUCCUUCAAGAUCUCCUGUUCAAGGAAUGUUCCCAAGAUUGGGGACGAAUGGGACUAUGAGCCCUUCAGUUCAGUCUUUGCACCCAUUGAAGAGCUUCACAACUGCGACACCUGCUUUUCCACGGCGGGUUUCUGACAACGUGGAUCAUGUUCGCAGAGUGAACUGUUGCCUACAAUGUUCAGAGACUUAUGAACAAGAGCUAGCAGAACUUGUAGCCGAGUUUGAAAAGUCAUCCUCUGAAGUAAAAUCAGAAGCAGCUAAAAUACCCCUACCUCAGUGGUUGCAAAAUGCCAAACUCAAUAGUACUGCUGUUAAAACAUCAGAUCAGACGAAGUGCAAGGAGCAAGAAUUGCUUUUCAAACAGAAGUCUCAAGAUUUGCAGAAGAAAUGGAACGAAAAAUGCCCGACUCUACAUCCUAAUUUUCAUCAUAACCUCAGCUCUGAGAGAAUUUCUUCAAGAACUCUUUCAAUGCCAGGCUUGUAUAAUCCAAACCUGCUUAUGCAUCGAUCUCUCCAGCCCAAGUUACAACCACCCAGACACCUUGGUGAAACUCUACAAUUGAACUCGAGUCAAACGAGCAGUCAACCUUCUGAGCAUGUUGGUAGCCUUCCAGGAAGCCCUGUGAGGACAGACCUCGUUCUUGGACAAACAAAAGUUGCUGAAGCCAUCCCUGAAAAAACACCUAAAGAGCACGUUAAAGACUUUUUGGGCUGCAUGUCUUCUGAACCACAGACUAAAAGUCUAAUGGAGAGCCUCAAGUUUGCUAAGGCUUUAGAUGCCGACUCAUUUAAGAAGCUCCUCAAGGGUCUAAUGGAGAAAGCUUGGUGGCAAUCAGAAGCAGCUUCCAAUGUGGCGACAACCGUGACACAGUGCAAAUUGGGCAAUGGAAAACGGCGUACUACUGGAUCAAAAGGUGAUACUUGGCUAUUAUUUACGGGUCCUGACAGGAUGGGAAUGAAGAAGAUGGCAUCAGUCCUUUCAGAGCAUGUAUGUGGAGCCAGUCCAAUUAUCAUAUAUAUUGGCUCACGACGUGGUCAUGGUGAAUCAGAUGUUAGUAUCCGUGGUAAAACAGCCUUGGAUCGGAUUGUAGAGGCAAUCAGGAGAAACCCUUUUUCAGUAAUUAUGCUGGAGGACAUUGAUGAAGCGGAUAUGCUGGUUCGUGGGAGCAUAAAACGGGCAAUGGAGAGAGGCAGGAUUACUGAUUCUCAUGGCCGCGAGAUAAGUCUUGGUAACAUUAUAUUCAUACUUGCUGGAAAUUGGUCACCGGUGGAGUCCAAAAAUCUAGGGAAUCAGCAUUUUCUCAAUGAAAAGAAUCUUGCCACUUCAGCAAGUGGCAGUUGGCAGUUAAGGCUAACCAUGGGUAACAAAAGCACAAAACGCCGAGCCAAUUGGCUUCAUGAUGAAGAAGACAGAUCAACAAGGCCUAGGAGAGAAAUGGGUACUAGCCUGUCAUUUGAUCUUAACGAAGCAGCAGAUACCGAGGAUUAUAGAACAGAUGGAUCUCUCAAUUCAAGUGGACUCACCAUGGACCAUGAAGAUGAACUUGGCCUUGAAAAUAGUCGAUUUGCCAUAGCAUCAGUCCCUCGUGAGCUGGCCAAUUCUGUUGACGGAACUGUAGUGUUCAGUCCUGUUGAUUUUGGCUCUAUUAGCUGCGAGAUCAAAAAGACGAUCACAAAGAGUUUCUUGGCGGUUAUUAACGACAAGCUCUCGAUAGAAGUAGAAGAUAAUAGUGUUGAGAAGAUCCUUGGUGGAGUAUGGCAUGGCCAAACCAGUCUAACAAAGUGGGCAGAGAAAGUCUUAGUUCCAAGCUUCCAUCAACUAAAAGCACUCCUACCCGGCAGUGUUCUUGCUUCAUCCGAUGAAUCUAUGGUCAUUCGUCUCGAGGUCGAUGCCGACGCCGACACUGAUGCCGACUGGGACAGCCGGAGCAAUGGAGAUUGGUUACCAAGUAAAAUCAGAGUGGUGGUGGAUGGUGUAUAAGCGACGGGACACCAUUGGCAUUCCCUCAUUUGUCUUGGAUACAGGUGUAAAUAUUUACUACGGGAAUUACAUUAUACACGUUUAGGUAGGGUGGUAAAGAAAUAAAAGUAAUUAUUUGUUGACUUCGAAAAUUAUUUAUUAAGUUUUUUUUUUUUCGGUUUCUUAUAAUUACUUAUUUAAUUACAGGGACCAUGA